AAUAUUUCGAUCUGGUCCAAGCAACGGCUCCCAUCGACUUCCAUCUCCGCCGACUCGAGCAGGAACAGGCGCCAUGAGGAUACGCCGGCGAGCCAGGAUUUCAGAGACGGAUGUCGAUACGACGUCGUCGGGGAAGGUCGGGAGCUGUGGUCUGCUCCAGACUUAUGUCUGCCAACUCAAUCAGUCUCCCUGGGACGUCAUGAGCUUCUCGCCGCCAUCGUCGACUGCUUCGCUGCCGCCUCCGCCGGUGUCGUCUCAGGUCAAUGGGGCGGAUGCUGCUGCCGGAAAUGGUGCUUCAGAACGCCCUAUUUCAGUUCCUGAAAGUAAAGAAAUUCAAAGCAAUGGCAAUAUGAAAGAAACUCCGGCCGCCGCCGCCGCCGCCGCCGCGGCGGCGAAUAAGAAGAAGAAGGUGAAGGAAGAGCAAUGUUGCAAGACCGACGGGAAGAGCUGGCGGUGCCGGCGGGAGGCCGCCGCCGGCAGCUCGUUAUGCGACCACCACUUGUCCCUCAUAAAAAAUUAUCAGAAUUUGGCUCACAAACAAAAGGCUGCAGCUCCGCCGGAGAAGACGGCGGCGGCGGCGUCGUCGGCGGCGACGCGGCAGAGCACCCGAACCAAGCCGCCGUAUUCGCCGCAAAAUUCUUAUGAAUUCUAUUAUUAUUCAGGUUUCCGACCAGGGUGGAGCAAGAAGAUCAGACCCCAAAUUACGAGCAAGAACGACGAAUCUGGAGCAAAUUCCGAACUCGACGACGAUCAAGUGGCCCAAAAUGAACAUCAUGAACUGGAUUCUGAAGAUAAUUAUGUUCCCGAAGGUAACAAAAAUGGAGGAAAUUUGUCUUCGAAAUCGACGACGACGGCGACGAAGAAGAAAAGAGUUCGAAAGCCAAUCAAGGAGCGAUCUCUUGCAUCUCUGAUGUAAGGAAAGUUCAGAUCUAUUUCGACAUUGCUAAAGGUCCGUUUAGUUUACCUUAUACUUCUCUGAAAUGAAGAUGAUGGAUUUUGGUUCUUGAAUUCAGUUCUUGCAAUCUGAUAAAUUAUACAUACAUAUAUAUAUAUAUAUACAUUUUGCAAAUUGAUUUGAUCUUAAACUGUAAUUGCUUGUUCUUGAGCAUUAAUUAAUGAUCACAGAUCAUAUAUGG
Molecule: messenger RNA, 1136 nt
Organism: Andrographis paniculata
Lineage: Eukaryota; Viridiplantae; Streptophyta; Magnoliopsida; Lamiales; Acanthaceae
Exons: 3
Coding region: 74-916 (280 amino acids)
Source: RefSeq, a predicted model, not a curated record